AAAUACUUUGUUUUUAUUGCAGUUUAUUUCAACUUGUAUUGAAUUUUAUGCUAUUGAAAUAGGACCAGUCUAUGACUCAGAAUAGGAACCACGAAGAAAGCUUACAUUACCAAGAAAUGUUGAAGGAACGUAAACAAUUAUUGGAGGUGUUAAAGGGAAUGCAAGAUAAGCUAGAUACACAGGCAGCACUCAUCAGAGAGAUAUUUGAUAAAUUGACAAAGUCAGAGAAGAAAUGCCAUUAUGCUAGUCCAAUGUGUGAGACAAUGGAGGAUAAUUGGAUGGCAGCAUGUAGUCCACAACUUUCCCCUCGUAUAAAUGUAAUAUCGGAUACACCAUUAGCUGCAAAUGAGCCAUAUAUUUUCUCUCCUAUGAAUGUAAUGGCCACCAAUCAUGAUUUUGUACUUGGAAGUCCGAGUUCCAUAGUGAAGCGUGUGAAAGAGGGUGGUAGGAUUAGAAAUGCUUCUAAAGUCUUACAAUCACUGUACAUGAUAACAUAUCAUAAACGUAAUACUAAAAGCAAAGUAAAAUCACUUGAUAAUGAUUCAACAAUGGAAGAGAGGGCGGCUGGGCUUAUGUUGUCUCAAGAAGAGGAUGUUGCAAUUAAAAGUUUCGUUCACAUGACUGAUUGCAAGUUACAAGUGUAAAGAAAUAUUUUUCAAUACAUGGUAUACCCGAUUGCGAUACUUUUCAACUCAUUAUGGAUAAUGAAUGCCCUCAACAAAAAAAUUCGGAGAUAUGCAAUUUGAACGAAAAAAGAUAGCUGCACAACUUUUGCUUGGCAAGAUAAGUCCAUAGAAAUAAGGUAUUAGUUUCGAUUUUAAUUUCCUACUAAGUUCAGAAUCACAAACACUGCUUACUUCUUACAUUUCUUUUAUUUCUAGCAGACAUUAUGAACUGAUUGGGUUUAUUGUGUCAUUUCCAUAUAUGAAACAUUCAUAUACUUUUUUGAUGUGAAGCAAGACUUCGAAAGUAUGAG
This is a messenger RNA of Magnolia sinica, 976 nucleotides long. Its product is annotated as putative ubiquitin-like-specific protease 1B. The transcript has 3 exons. The record is from RefSeq and is a predicted model, not a curated record. NCBI's taxonomy places the organism in Eukaryota, Viridiplantae, Streptophyta, Magnoliopsida, Magnoliales, Magnoliaceae. Gene Ontology annotation, cellular component: nucleus. Gene Ontology annotation, biological process: protein desumoylation. Gene Ontology annotation, molecular function: deSUMOylase activity. Bases 72 to 644 code for a protein of 190 amino acids.